UAUUGAGUGGCAACACACACACAUAAAAGACUACUACAUUAUGACAGUAUAAGCUGUAAGAAAUGCCAAAAGUGGGUAUAUUUCAUUUUCUUGGACUUUUGUCUAACUUAUUGUAUUCAAUAUUCAUCUCCAAUUUAAUAAUCUGAGGCAUCAGAUCUUCCAUUCAGAUUAGCAUCUUCAUUUUUUUAUUCAAAUGACCUCCUCCAACUCAAAUUAUAAGAACCAAAUUCCUUUCACAAAUUUUUAUUAUAACUAAGAUGGAAAUCACUCCCGACACUGCAAAGCCUAAUGUUGAGGAUGAUUUAAGUUAUGACAGAGCCAAAGAAGUUAAGCAGUUUGAUGAUACAAAGGCUGGUGUUAAAGGGCUUGUAGACUCUGGCGUGACUAAAGUUCCCAAAUUCCUCAUUCAUCCUCCAGAGAACCUCUCAAAUGACUCACGACCGCCCCACAAUGGCAAUGACAACUUCCGAGUUCCGGUCAUAGAUCUCGGAGGCCAUGAGGAUUGCGUGAGGAGAGCGGAGAUAGUUAGGGAAAUCCGUGAAGCCUCGGAGACGUGGGGAUUCUUUCAAAUGGUGAACCAUGGAGUGCCCGACGCCGUCUUGAACGACAUGUUGGAAGGCGUUCGGCAAUUCCAUGAGCAGCCUAAGGAGAUGAAGAUGGAAUGGUACUCGCGGGAUCGUCAGCGAAGAGUGAGGUACUACUGCAAUGGAGACUUGCUGGUGUCGAAAACCGCAAACUGGAGGGACUCCAUCGCGUUCGAUUUCCAGGAUGGUCCUCUAGAACCCGACGCAUUCCCUUCAGCCUGCAGACAAGCGGUACAAGAAUACAUGAAACACAUGGUAGAGCUGCGGGAAACGCUGUCGGAGUUGUUGUCGGAGGCGCUGGGGCUUAGCAAAGACUACUUGGCCAAGUUAGAAUGCAUGAAAAGCGAAACUCUGGUUUGUCACUACUACCCGGUUUGUCCCGAACCGGACCUGACUCAAGGCACAACCAAGCAUUCCGACCCGUCCGCCUUAACCAUACUCCUCCAGGACCAUAUCGGCGGCCUCCAAGUCUUCCACCAGAAUCAAUGGGUUGACGUACCUCCAUUGCACUCAGUUCUAGUCGCCAACAUCGGCGACCUCAUGCAGCUUAUUACAAACGACAAGUUCAAAAGUGUGGAGCAUAGAGUGCUGUCCGGAAGCAAUGGUCCAAGAAUAUCAUCUGCAUGUUUCCUGUAUCCGAGCGCCACCCACAGAUAUAAACCCUACGGUCCAAUUCAAGAAUUUCUGUCCGAGGAAGAACCGCCCAAGUAUAGAGAAACUAAUAUUUACGAAUAUCUUUCUUAUUACAGGUCCAAGGGUCUUGAUGGCCACUCCGCCCUUCCUCAUUUUAAGCUGCAGUAUUAACAACUGAAUUUAUAUAUAUGCUAUGUUAUGCAAUGAUAUUAUGGUUAUCACUACUAGUACAAAUUAAAUGAGUGAACUGAUUUGUACUAGUGAGGUUAUACUUAACCUAUAUACUCUAAUGAAUA
This is a messenger RNA of Morus notabilis, 1513 nucleotides long. RefSeq names its product 1-aminocyclopropane-1-carboxylate oxidase homolog 1. Lineage: Eukaryota; Viridiplantae; Streptophyta; Magnoliopsida; Rosales; Moraceae. The transcript has 3 exons. The coding region runs from base 258 to 1388 and encodes 376 amino acids. The record is from RefSeq and is a predicted model, not a curated record.